Messenger RNA from Leishmania braziliensis MHOM/BR/75/M2904, 885 nucleotides. RefSeq lists its product as hypothetical. The transcript has a single exon. The coding region runs from base 1 to 885 and encodes 294 amino acids. NCBI's taxonomy places the organism in Eukaryota, Euglenozoa, Kinetoplastea, Trypanosomatida, Trypanosomatidae. The record is from RefSeq and is a predicted model, not a curated record.
AUGCGUAUCUUCACGGUGGUAACAACAUUCGCGGCUCUUCGAUCAAGCGGCGCAGCGGCGAUCAUCGACUCGCCUCUUCUCUCGCCGCUGCUUCAUCAGCGGCGAACCGUUAGGCAGUCCUCCACCCCACCAGGGCCGCCGCCUUCUCCGUCGCCACCGAGCAGCACAGUCGAUAGUCACAGCCCUGUUGCGUGUGCGAGCUCCGCCAGCGGCCAGAGCGCCGCAAAAGAGGCCCCUCCAUCGCUCGAACCCGUACUUCUGGAGCUCAGGACACUCAUCACACACUCUAUUCCGAUAGGGAAAGUGUUUCGUGCCCUGAGCCCCGCCUCCCAGAAGAUCCUCGCGGCGCAUCGUCUACCGUUGGAAGAGCUCCUGUUACACCUUCCGAACCAUUUCGUGGUGCACCGCGUCGGCAUCUCCUCCAAGAUGUCCUACAUAACCCCACAUGUGUCGCCCGCACAGCACAUGGACAGCAAAUUACAGAUAAUGCGGCUUCCACCUGGAACGAAGCCGUUGCCGGCUCUGGAGCAGUGGCUGGGGCCGCAGAAGGCCAACCAGGUGGCAACCCCGCAGCGGAGCACCGCUGGUGGGCCGCCUCCCACCGGUACAGGCAACGACUUCGUUGACGCCACCGCCACGCUCAAAGAGCGCUUGGAGGAGGUGCUGACGUACAUUCCGAAUGAGUGGGUGGCAUUCGCGGCUCUCGAGAUGCCGCGAGAGGUCAAGAUGCGGUGCAUGGGCUACCCGUAUGUCCGACCAAGCGCCUUCCUGCUCAAAUACCCACAGUUCUUCGAGGUGCGCGUGCAGGACCGCAGUGGCAACUCCUUCCUGGUGCGGCGGGCACUGUCGCUGCAGCAGCAGCUAAGCAGAACUCGGAAACCAUGA